AUGGCUAAAUGGACAGUACUGGAGCCGGCAACGAUGCCGCAGCGGAGCGUUAACAAAAUGGAGUCAAUGUUUCAUCGCAGGAGCAACGCACCGGCGAACAAGACGCCGCUCAAGAUGGCCAUUGGCGACCCCACCUUUGACGGCAACCUCGUGACGCCAGACUCCACCACGGCGGCGGUGGUGCACAGCUUGGAGAGCAACAAGUACAACGGGUACUCUCCGACUGCUGGGCGGCCAGAGGCGCGACAGGCAGUUGCACAGUAUUGGGCACAGCGCUUCGCCGGGAAGCAGGCGGCGCACUGCAAGGCGGAUAACGUCGUGCUCAGCUGUGGCGUGUCAGAAGCCCUCCUCAUUGUAUUGACGUCGCUGUGCGAUGAGGGUGACAAUGUGCUUAUCCCUAUGCCGUGCUUCCCCCACUAUGACUAUCUCAGCGACCUCUACGCCAUUGAGACACGCCACUACACCUGCAGCGGGGACAACAACUGGGAGAUUGACUUUGAUCACCUCCGAAGCCUGGCUGACGGCAGGACAAAGGCGAUACUAAUGACCAACCCAUCGAACCCAUGUGGCAGCAACUUCUCGCGCAAACACGUAGAGGGUUUGAUCCGAGUUUGCGAGGAGCUGCAGCUGCCGCUCAUUGCGGACGAAAUCUACGCUGGCCUGGUAUUCUCCGGCGAGAGCUUCACCUCCGUGGCUGACUUCGACACGCCAGUGCCACGCUUUGUUGUGGGCGGUCUGUCGAAGCGAUUUAACGUACCGGGGUACCGCUUCGGGUGGGUGUUGGCGGUGGACCGCGACGGUUACGGCGCGAAGAUAUGGAAGGGCGUGCACAGUAUGGCCGCACGUUGUUUGAUGCCGAACUCGCUGAUACAGCAUGCUGCCGUGAAGGCUCUUGCAGAGACGCCGAGGUCGUACUACGAGGACUGCGCAAAGCGCAUGGAGGAGGGGGCGAUGGUGAUGUACAGCGGCCUGGUGAACUGCGCUGGGUUAAAGCCAGUGCGGCCGCGAGGUUCCAUGUUCCUGUCAGUUAUUCUUGACUUUGGGGAACUGGAGGACGCCAUUCAGACAGACGCGCAGUUCGCGAAGAAGUUGGCGGAGGAGGAGAACGUGCACGUGUUUCCAGGGGAGCCGUUCAAGAUGCCGGGCGCUCUCCGCAUUACGGUCACACGGCCACUUCCCCUGCUGCAAGACGCCGUGAGCCGGAUUCGGGCUUUUUGCGAGAGGCACCGACGGUGCUAA
Molecule: messenger RNA, 1239 nt
Organism: Trypanosoma grayi
Lineage: Eukaryota; Euglenozoa; Kinetoplastea; Trypanosomatida; Trypanosomatidae
Product: putative tyrosine aminotransferase
Exons: 1
Coding region: 1-1239 (412 amino acids)
Biological process (GO): amino acid metabolic process; biosynthetic process
Molecular function (GO): transaminase activity; pyridoxal phosphate binding
Source: RefSeq, a predicted model, not a curated record